This is a messenger RNA of Linum tenue, 971 nucleotides long. NCBI's taxonomy places the organism in Eukaryota, Viridiplantae, Streptophyta, Magnoliopsida, Malpighiales, Linaceae. The record is from the annotation of a GenBank genome assembly.
UUUAGCGAGUAUGCCAAGCCUUCACGGCUUCUAGGGGUUGCAGAACCGAAACUCUGCACUGAGACAUCAUGGGAGCGAAGUAUUUCGUCUUCGUUCAAUGCAGGCGAUUGUGCUGCUCUCUACAAGGUAAAGCUACGGACAAGCAACAUGCAUGGGUCAGGUCAAUUGAGAUUAACUAGCGCGAGCCUGACUGAAGUUAAUGGUCCUCAACCUUGGUCGAGCAGAGUGGACGAAGAAACAACAGUUCCAUUUUCUGGUUUCCAUUAUGAAUUUGAUGCUGCUGACAUUUUGCUUGGAGAGAGAGAUGAUUUAUCUAUGGUAGAAAUUAGAUCUCGUCAGAUUUCCAAGCUAUCAGAUCCUCUCACCAUAUCAACUACAAGUUCUACUUCAUCAACUAGUAGCAAGAUCUCCAAUGAGGAAAGCAUGAGAGAAUAUGCAGAUUUGAAACUGUCAUCGCUAUCCUACGACGCAAUGCUUAUUCUCGGUGGUACACUGAUUUUGAACUUCUCAGCUGGCAAAAAUUCUGCUGUUGCAUUCCUGAUUGGAGGGAUGUGUGGUUUCUCCUACCUGUUGUUGCUGCAAAGGUCUGUGGGUGGAUUGGAAGCGGAGAGUUGUUAAGGGACCAGUAGUGGGUUUGGCUUUGGGGUUAGGACUGCCUUUAGCAGCCGCUCAAUAUGGGUUUGGAGAUAUUGAUCCUUCUCUAGUGUCUCCAAAGGAACUGGUAGUGGGAAUAUUGGGGUUUCUCGUGUGUAAAGUUGCUGUCUUGAUGGCUGCAUCUAGGCCUGUGAAGAGUGAUUGAUUCCAAGGGAAGUAAGUGAUGUAGUUUGCAGUUUCUGUGAGUUUAGCUUGCAAAGUUGGAAAAUUGCUGGUAGAGAACAGACUACAGAGUAUACGCAUAAUAUAGAACAGUUGUAGAUUUGUACAGAUAGUAAAUGCUCCUUAUAGAAAGUAAACUCGCUCUCGAUAUCAAA